CUUUCGGAGACAUUGACCAUGCGCAUAGAACGUCGCCUUGAACGUACCGAAAGUCCGGAUCUGGGGAAGUUGUGUCAACGCGAUUCUCAAUCCAUGUAAGUGCGGACGGGGAGGAAGCAGCGAUACAGCGGCAAACGUGGUAUCUGCAUAUUUCGUUCAUCCGAGCACUCGCGUCGAGGCGUCUUCUGGCGGUUUCUCCUCCCGAUGCGCGUGAAUUGAUCCACAACUUAGGUGGCCUCGAGAUUCUGGCAGACCUAUAAAGUGGCUACCCCCGCAUUCUCCAGAUCUACAUUGAUCUUUCAACCGGGGAUGAGCCCUGCUGACCCUUUCCGUUCACUUCCACUAUACUUCCUUCACUGGCUGUAUCAGCGCUAUCAAGCCUUUGUGUCUCCUCAAGCAUCAUGGCUCCAGACCAUGACAAGACGCCCAACACGGUCGAACUCAACGAACACGUAACGGAGACAACGACCGCCGCAGACACUUCCGCGUUAGGUCACCUCGCCAAUCAAGAAGACCAUGAAGUUGGUAAACUUGCGUCCUUCCGCAAGUAUCCUUGGGCAUGUGCUUGGUCUAUCUACAUGGUGUGGAUAGUCCUGCUGGUCAGUUUCGAGAAUCAAGCAGCUGGCAAUGUCAUCGGUAUCCCGGAGUUCAGGAAGGAUUUCGGGCAUCAGUUUACUGCAGACGACGGCACUGUAAGUUAUGUCGUUGAUGCUCAGUGGCAGUCAGCCUUUCAGGGUGCACCCGUAGCUUCUGCUAUCGUGGGUGCCCUUGGAUGUGGGCAACUUGCUGACUGGCUUGGCCGCCGCUUAGUGGUCAUGAUUUGUCUCGCAGUCACUUUCGCCGCUGUCACCAUGGAAUUUGUUGCGACAACAAAUGAGCUCUUCUUCGGUGGCAAGUUUUUGAAUGGCUUCGUUGUCGGUGCCCUGGCAUCGGUUACCGUAACAUACAUCGGCGAGGUCGCUCCUUUGAAACUUAGAGGCAUGCUGACCUGCUUGACUGCUCUCUCUUACACCCUCGGGCCACUUACAGUUGCGCUCAUUGUCAACUCCACUGGAGUGUACACCAACCGUUGGGCAUACCGUGCUGUCUUUUGCGCACAGUAUGGGUUUGCUGCCAUAGCUACUGCUUUCGUCUGGUUCAUGCCCGAGUCUCCAUGGUGGCUCGCAUCUAAAGAUCGACAGGCAGACGCACUGAAGGCUCUCAACAGUCUUGGUCAUCGUGGAUUUGCAGGGGAACAAAAGCUCGCUCAGAUUAUGACAACUCUACAAGAGGUUAAGCGCGAGACUGAAGGCGCCACAUACCUGGAGUGUUUCCGCAAAUCCAACCUCCGGCGAACGAUCAUUUCGAUCAUGCCGCUCACCAUACAGUCUCUCAGUGGCAUCACUUUCGCUGCUUCGUACUCAACAUACUACAUGCAACUCGCCGGAUUUACAACAGCCAUGUCAUUCAAAUUGCAGAUCGUCCAGCAAGUUAUCUCACUUAUCGGAAACGUCAUGUCUUGGUACCUAGUCGAUCGAAUAGGUCGUCGCAACCUUACUUUCUGGGGUCUCUUUGUUCUCACCAUCAUCUUGUUCGUCAUGGCCGGCCUCGCCGUUGUCGGUACCGUCCCUGCAUUGAAAGGUGCUAUCAGUAUGAUCCUCAUCUACUGCUUCUGGUAUAACGUUACGAUUGGAGCCACUGCCUACACCAUUCUCUGCGAGACAUCAACUUCCCGUCUCCGCGUCAAAACCAUCGCCAUCGGGCUCGCCCUACAGAAUGCUCUCAACACUAUGUGGAGUUUCGUGCUACCCUAUUUGUUCAAUCCUGAUCAACUCAAUCUUGGUGGGAAGCUAGGCUUUAUCUUCGGUGCUUUGUCCAUUAUUUGUCUAGUGUAUCUUUGGUUCUACCAGCCCGAGACAGCUGGCCGGACAUACGAGGAGUUGGAUGAGAUGUUUGCUAAUAAAGUAAAAGCAAGAAGCUUCGCAACGCACAAAACGGAUACACAGGCUAUGGGUGAGGCGGUCAAGGAGAAGGAGAAUAUGUAGAGUAUGAGUCUAUCCUCGCGACAU
Molecule: messenger RNA, 2048 nt
Organism: Alternaria alternata
Lineage: Eukaryota; Fungi; Ascomycota; Dothideomycetes; Pleosporales; Pleosporaceae
Product: general substrate transporter
Exons: 2
Coding region: 402-2024 (540 amino acids)
Biological process (GO): transmembrane transport; carbohydrate transport
Cellular component (GO): membrane
Molecular function (GO): carbohydrate:proton symporter activity
Source: RefSeq, a predicted model, not a curated record